This is a messenger RNA of Thlaspi arvense, 411 nucleotides long. NCBI's taxonomy places the organism in Eukaryota, Viridiplantae, Streptophyta, Magnoliopsida, Brassicales, Brassicaceae. The record is from the annotation of a GenBank genome assembly.
AUGGCUUUCUCAGCGACUCUGUCUCAGCUUUCUUCUCUUUCGACAAUCUCCUCUUCACUGCCACUUUCUUCUGGAAGUUUCCCUCUUCGAGCUCUGUCUCAAUUCACAGUCAAAGCAGAAGCAGAGAAAGAGAAACAGAGCACACAGGCUAAACCCGAAGGGGAAGCAGCAUCAGCCUCAACCAAACCUCCCAAAACUCUUCCCAAGAAACCGGUUUACUCGAUGAAGAAGGGUCAAAUCGUUCGUGUGGAGAAGGAGAAGUACCUCAACAGCAUCAAUGUCUUGGACAUUCGUGUCUUUGAGACAGGAGAGUAUGCACUUGUUGGAUGGGUUGGUAUUCCGACCGCACCAGCUUGGCUUCCAACAGAUAUGCUCAUCAAGUCUGAGAAACUUGUUUACGAGCGGCUAUAG